This is a messenger RNA of Capra hircus (goat), 2864 nucleotides long. RefSeq names its product MIER family member 2 (gene MIER2). The coding region runs from base 71 to 1738 and encodes 555 amino acids. The record is from RefSeq and is a predicted model, not a curated record. Gene Ontology annotation, cellular component: nucleoplasm. The transcript is spliced from 14 exons. Lineage: Eukaryota; Metazoa; Chordata; Mammalia; Artiodactyla; Bovidae. Gene Ontology annotation, biological process: negative regulation of transcription by RNA polymerase II. Gene Ontology annotation, molecular function: transcription corepressor activity; histone deacetylase binding.
CAGCCAAUGAGCGCGUGGCCCCGCAUCCGGGGAUCCCGGCGCGGCCGCCGCCUCCCGCGCACACACGGCCAUGGCGGAGGCCUCCUCACUGGAGAGGCAGAGCCCUGGUGCGGCCUCCUGCCUGCCUCACAGUCUGUGCCCUGGGGAGCCCAACUUGCAGACCACAGCAGUGGUGUCCAUGGGCUCUGCGGACCAUCAGUUCCACCUGGCGGAGAUCCUGUCGCAGAACUACGGCGUCCGGGAGGAACACGAGGGUGCAGCGCAAGGCCCAGAGAAGCCGGAGGAGGAGCUGGAGAAGGACUUCGUCUCCCAGAGCAGUGACAUGCCUCUUGACGAGCUAUUGGCCUUGUACGGCUACGAGACCUCAGAGCCCAUCUCGGAGCGGGAGAGCGAGGGCAGCGAUACCGCAGCCCACCUGCCCGACAUGACCCUGGACAAGGACCAAAUAGCGAAGGAUUUGCUUUCAGGGGAAGAAGAGGAAGAAACACAGUCCUCGGCCGAUGACCUCACCCCAUCUGUGACCUCUCACGAGGCUUCCGACCUUUUCCCUAGUCAGAGUGGAUCCUGCUUCCUGGCUGAUGCGGACAAGGAGCCUGGCUCCUCCAGCUCAUCAGACGCUGAGGAGGACCCGCUUCCCGCCAACAAGUGUAAGAAGGAAAUCAUGGUUGGGCCUCAGUUCCAAGCGGACCUCAGCAACCUGCACUCGAACCGGCAUGGUGAGAAGAUCUAUGAGAAUGAAGACCAGCUGCUCUGGGACCCCAACAUCCUUCCCGAGAGGGAGGUGGAGGAGUUCCUGUACCGGGCAGUGAAGCGGAGGUGGCACGAGAUGGCUGGGUCUCAGCUUCCGGAGGGAGAGGCCGUGAAGGACAGCGAGCAGGCACUGUAUGAGCUGGUGAAAUGCAAUUUCAAUGCGGAGGAGGCCCUGCGGAGGCUGCGGUUCAACGUGAAGGUGAUCCGAGACGGGUUGUGCGCCUGGAGUGAGGAGGAGCGCCGCAACUUCGAGCAUGGCUUCCGCGUGCAUGGCAAGAACUUCCACCUGAUCCAGGCUAACAAGGUGCGCACGCGGUCAGUGGGCGAGUGCGUGGAAUACUAUUAUCUGUGGAAGAAGUCCGAGCGCUACGACUACUUCUCUCAGCAGACACGGCUAGGCCGCCGGAAGUACGGCCCGUCAGGAAACACGGAUGCCGACCAGGACCUGGAGGGCAGUGACCCUGAUGGCCCUGGCCGCCCCCGCUCAUCGCCACCCCUGCCCCUGCCUGCUGCUGCCCACGGCCCGGGCCCUGAGCAUGACCGCUUGGCUCAGAUGCACGUGGAGCCCCUGAGCAUGGGCAGCAGCAUGUCCCGGAGUCUUGGCGAGCCUGGGGAGGCCCUGGACGCACCCCCAUCCUCGGAGCCAGGGCCUCGUUCGUUCCCGCCACUGGACGAGCCCUCAGCGCUGCCGUUGCCUCGGCGGCCCCCAGCCCUGGCUGAGCCGGCCUUCUUCCCGCCCGCCACGGCUGCUCCAGAGCCCGGUGCCAGCCCAAGGCUGGCUGUGGACUUGACCCUGCCUGAGGAGCUGCCGCUCGUCUCCAGCCACGAGGACACAGAUGGAGAGCCUGAGGAGACCGUGGGCCCUCCGCAAGUGGCCUUGUCGGUGGCUGAGUUUGGACUCAUCGGCAUUGGGGACGUGAACCCCUUCCUGGCCUCCCACCCUGCAUGCCCGGCCCCUGGGCUGCACUCGGAGCCCUUGUCACAGUAAUACAUUCGUACGGUUCAAAAUCCAAAAAGGUACACACGGGGCCAGUGCCAGGCUGCUCCUGGCCCUGCGAGCCGCCAGCCCUCCCCGGGCGCCAGGCCUUGCUGCCUUGGGAGGGGCUGUCGGCAGUGGGGGUGGGUCUCCGGGAGGUAGGGUGGGCCCGGUGCUUGGGGGCUGCACUGAUGUCUCCCAUCUCUCCUGCUCUCCCCUGCAGCUGUAAUGUGAUGACCUGUUGAUCCCUGGCCACAGGCGGGCAUGUAGCUGGACUGGACUUGGGGCCACUGCGAGGCCUGCCUGUCAGUCUUCCCGACCCCUCCUUUUUUUGUGGGCCGUGAGUGGCGUCUCUUCUGCUCAGAACUCUUCGAGGACCAGGGUGAGCAGGGCCCUCCCAUGCCACACACCACGUGACCCAGGCUCCACGCCCACCCUGGGAUUCAUCAGGCGGCCGGGCCUGGAGGGCUGGCCUGUCCAGCAACAGAGACCCCGCCAGGGACAGGGGAGACAGGCCGGAUGCCGCACCACCAGCAGCCUCCGCCGGGCACCCUCAGCACUCUGCUCACUCGUCUCUUGCGCCCGGCUGGACUAUGGGCCGCCCCGGCCCAGGCUUGGGGCAGCUGCUACUCGGUGCCAAACCCCGUGGGGCGCAGAGCCAUAUACCUCGAUGCUGGCCCUGCCCUGCUGUCCGCCCGCUCUCCACUUCAGGAAAAGCUGCACUUUACGCACCCCACCCCCACCCCCAGGUCCUUGGCUGCCUCGGGUGUGGGUCUGAGGACAUGGGACUCACACCCCUCGGCACCGAGGCCCUUUCCGAGCUGCACCGGGGGCCUGGCUCCAGCCCAUUUCCCUGACCGAGGAGGUUGUGUUUUUGUUGAGGUCCCAGCGGGACCGCUGGGGUCCUGGACCUUCUCCUCUCCAGCCGCCUUGUUUUAUUUAUGUUUCUGUUUACAAAUGGGAGUGGGGUCCUCUGGGGGCAGGGCAGCGCUCCCACCCCGUGUCACCAGGGGGGCUUUGGCUCGAGCCAUCCACAGGGCUGGACUCGACCUUCCCUUGCCCCACCAAGGACCACACUGUGAAGUGACACUGCCUUGACCCCCUUGCUGUUUUAUUUAUUAAACUUGGUUUGAAGCCC